CAACGAUUACUUUGAUUGGACGAAAAUACCUAAUGGAAAAUCUUAACACAUGAUAGUUUAGGAAAUUUACCACAUGGCUAUGCUAGCAGAACCACGUAACAAACGCAAAAUUUCGAUUAACCCAAAUGGAAAUGCAUGGAGUAACGAUACCACUAAAUUUGGCCAGAAGUUAAUGAAAAAGUUUGGUUGGAGUGAAGGAAAAGGUCUUGGAGUAAAGGAGGAUGGAAUUUCCGAUCACAUCAAAGUUGACUAUAAAUUUGGAAAUAAAGGUGUAGGGUAUAAGAAAGAUCAGGGUGACAACUGGAUAGCCCAUCAGGAUGACUUCAAUGCCAUACUGGCCAACCUGAAUGAAGGAAACUCAGAACAGCAGGCCUCUGUGUCCAGUAUUGAGUCAGCGUCCAAAAAAUCACGCAGCCGAGUCCACUACCAGAAGUUUGUUCAGGGAAAAGACUUGUCAAACCGAUCAGCCACCGAUUUAGACUCCAUAUUUGGUGUACGCAAAGAGAAGAAAAAAAGCAAACAGAAAGAAACGGAAGAGGAAGCACCUAGCGAGAAAGAAGUCGAGGCUGACAGUGGGUCUUUGGUAACCUAUAACAGCAAACAAAGUUUACAAGAAUACUUUGCCCAAAAAAUGGCAGAAAAACGAAGAGGAAGUCAACCUAUUCCAACUUCUGUAGAAUCAAUCAAGGAGGAAGAGGCAAGUGAAAAUGGAUCAGUGUCAGAGAAAAAGAAAAAGAAAAGAAAGAAUAAAUUAGAGGAAACAAAAGAUGAGGAUAAAGAUGCAAAAGUGGGAUUUUAUCUAGAUGAUGAAUCUGAGAAGACAGUUAAAAAGAGGAAGAAAAGAAAUGCAUCUGAUGUGGAAGAAACCACGGAUUCAUCUGUUGUUGAUAAGGAAUGUGUUAAAAAAUCAAAAAAGUCGAAAAAGAAAAAAAAGGAGAGAAAAGCUACUGAGGAUGAACCUUGCUCAGAGGAGAUGGCAGAAACUGUGGACAGUCCCUGUGUGAAAGAAAGUGACAAAACUCAGGAAAAAUACACGGAGGGAGAACAGCAAACAGAGGCAGAUGGGAAUGACUGUUUUACAGGCAAACUCUCAAAGAAACGGAAGUCAGAGAGCUGUGAAGACGUGCCAAAGAAGAAGAAAAAAAAGUCUAAAAAAGGUGAGUCAAGUGUUGAAAUGACAACUGAUGGUCGGGCAAAGCGAGUUGUGUUUGAUUCCGAAGGAAACCUUGAAAGAGUUGAAAACACCCAGGAAACCCUGGUGAAUAUAACGAAAGAGAGCUACAUGAAAACAUUUAUGCCUAAUUACACCGAAAAAAUCAAAACUGGUGGUAGUGAAAAACAGCCGCCAAUCAAAAAAGCAAAGACAAAGAAACUUAAAGACAAGUCUGUUAGAGUAAGUAAAGUGAAAACAAAGCAGAAAAGUGAAGAAAGUUUCUGGAGCAAACCAAAACAGUAUGCAUCACAGCAAAAACUUGUACAACAGACAUAUCCAGAGAGAAGACCUGUAGCUCACAGAUUAUGUAAGGAGAAUAGUGUUGUGCAGCGGGCUAGAGACACUAGGGUACUGCGUCCACAAAGACCAAGUGUUCAAACAAGGUCCAAUUGGCAAGGAAGCAGAGAAGCGUUAUCCAAUGACAGGAGGGCACCGCCAAUGCCAGUAAAAAGAGCAACAACUUAUGAGGAGCGAAUGGAGAGAAAGAAGAAAUUAGAGGAAGACAUUAUAACAAAACUCCCAUCCAUUGUAGACUUGUUUAAAUCUAAAGGAGCCAGUAUGCAUGCUAUCAGUGGUGUGUAUGUUAAACCAGUUGAAAAAGAAAUAAUAAAAAAGGAACCUGCUAAAAAAGGUCAACGAAAAAUAGUGAAAAAGAAACCUGCUGGCAAACCAGCUAAGCAGCAAGAUUCUUCGAAAAAGUCAAAGAAAACAGUAAAGAGAAAGACUCCUAAAAAGAAAAGUAGCAAGCCAAAGGCAUUGACUGAAGCUGAUAAGUUAAGGAUAGAACAAAUUAGUAAAACAAAAGGAAAAACACUCACUCGCCAUCAGUUGAAAAAAUCCCUGUGGUAUUCUAAACAAAAAUUCAAAAAGUAGGCUUGGAGGCAAGAAAUUAUGAAACCCUGUAAUCCAUUGGCAGGUUAAGGAGACUUUGCAGAGACAUUCUUAUUAUUAAAGCUCACCCUAAAGUACACAUACAUUAACUUGUAUAUCAAGUCAUUCAUCAAUGAUUUCUUGAUCUGUACAAUGUAUUUUUAGAUCUAAAUGAUAUGUAAAUUCAGUUUUGAGAUGUAAAUUAUAACGUUACAGUUGACAAACUCUGAGAAUGAAACAAGAAAGAUAUAAAUAAUGUAAUGAUUGUAUCUUUUGUUACAGAAUUAAGUCUAAAUAUUAACAUGAAGUGGUUUUAUGCUGUUUGAAAUAUGAUUGUUAUGGAAUAAACUUGUAAUUUAUAUAAUAAAUCUUGUAAUUGGUGUAUAUGGAAA
Messenger RNA from Magallana angulata, 2475 nucleotides. RefSeq names its product G patch domain-containing protein 4-like. Gene Ontology annotation, cellular component: nucleolus. Gene Ontology annotation, molecular function: nucleic acid binding; telomerase inhibitor activity. Bases 74 to 2086 code for a protein of 670 amino acids. The transcript has 7 exons. Gene Ontology annotation, biological process: regulation of ribosome biogenesis. The record is from RefSeq and is a predicted model, not a curated record. NCBI's taxonomy places the organism in Eukaryota, Metazoa, Mollusca, Bivalvia, Ostreida, Ostreidae.